AUUAUUUCAAAAUUAUACUUCUGUGUUUAAAAUUGUAAUUUAUCAAAAUUUACUCAAUUAUUUCCAAAAUGUGUAAUAUCACAUAAAAUUGUAAUUUUUAAGAGUAGAUGUAAAUUACUUAACUUUGCGUAUAAUAUUUAUCAAAAUUCUUAAUUUUUAAACCAAUUAAAAUUAAUAAAAUCGCCUUAAACUAUUGAAUUAAUCUCUAACUUUUAAUUCCUGUCUUUACUAAAUGUGUAAAAUAUAAAGUUAAUCCUUUAAGUCCUAAAAUACUGUAGUAUUGUGUAAAAUAUCAAGUUAUUGUGUAAAAUAUUGUAAAUUAGUGUAAAUUUGGCAUAACAUAUUUGAAUUAAGCAAUGGAAGAGAAGGUAUCUUAUUCGACAAUGUCCGCUGUGUUGGAGACUGUAGGUGACGAUGAGAAGGUUAGAGUAGCUCUAAUGCCUCCGCACAUCGCCAGAAGACUUGUAAAAGAGUCUGGAAUUUCCUCAGGAGCUGGAGUUUUAUCAAAUGUUACCGGCUCAAUACUUGUGGAUUUACCUUUCAGGAACCUACUUUACGAGUCUAAAAAAGUACAAAGAUUAUACUUUGAACUUGAACCCAAAGACCCUGAUUUGUACCCCAAAUCUAAAACUGUCACUAAUUCCCUACUACUCAUUGAUCCUAUCAGACUCACACAUCUACUAAAUAAUGAUUUAAACCAAGCCCAGCGUGUAUUGUAUAUGAGAUGUUUUACUGAUCGUAUUUGGUUAAUAUUUCUAAGGCUUGUAAGUCUGGGAGUUGGUUCUCGUCUAAGAUCUUUAUACUCUUUGAGAGACUCUAGAGUUGCAACUGACGAGUUUCUAAGUGAUUUGGAGGAACUACAACUCAGUCUUGUUCAAAUGGUUUUGGACGUUACAAGAUGUGAUUUAACUGAGAAUACAGCUGCUGAGAUCGAAACUGCAGUUAUAAACGGCUGUAAAAACGUGUGUUUCCUUGCGGAGCAUAUAAGAAAUCACUGGAAUAACUCACUUGGAGAAUUCCCACUCCUAAACGACCUUAUUCCAUACCUCAACAAGUGUAUGCUUCAUGUUGACAAGUUACUACUAAGGAGUGGUUUCAAUCAAGAUAAUCUUAAACUCGGUGAUGGUUCAGAUCCCGUGGUUAGUCUGGCAGAUCUUGGAACAUGCUCGCCUCUGAAGGAUUAUUUCAAAGAUGAAGACCAGUUAAAUGGCCAGGCUGAUUCCACACUCGUCCAACUCCAGAAUUUAUCUAAAGUCAACUACAACCUCAAGGACAUUUCUUAUGUUAAGGUUUUGGGUGAUAUUCGUAACUGUAUAGUCUCAGUUGCCACUAAAUCUGCUACUCUACUCAGCCUCAUGAAACUCAAAAUUCUAGAUUUCCGUCAAAAACUCUUUGAAUUACCGGGAAGUUAUUCUUUUAUUAACAAUGAAGUAUUGAGGAAGGGAUUUUUGAGUUGUAAUUUGGAUGAAAAUGACGCAGUCCCCUUAGUACUUCUUUCCCAUUGUCUUGGCGCUUAUUCUAUUCGGGAAUGGGUAAUACGAUUCUUACUUGAGGUUAAAUUCGAUAAGGUUUCAAUCUUUCUUAACCCAACUUCUCAAUCCUCAGUUAACUCUUACGGUUUCAAUGAGUCGGCCUACUUCAGAACUGCUGGACAAACUAAACCAAAUCUCGGCGAUUUCUUCACUCUAAUGCCACUAGAUCUCAGAUUAUACAUGAAUCAACUUGCUUCAUAAGUGGUAAUUGGGGAGUUAUCAGACAGAGUACCGCUCCUUAAAAUGGUGUAAACUAGGCAGUAUUAAAAUAUUAACUAUGGAAUUGUAAACCCUGUAAAAACGUAAUGAUGUAC
Molecule: messenger RNA, 1846 nt
Organism: Theileria parva strain Muguga
Lineage: Eukaryota; Apicomplexa; Aconoidasida; Piroplasmida; Theileriidae
Exons: 3
Coding region: 357-1733 (458 amino acids)
Source: RefSeq, a predicted model, not a curated record